AUGGCUGCCGCUGCCCUUGGAAACCUGAUAUCAGACAUUGCCGGUGUUGGUCUAGCACAUUACGUUGAAGUUGCCGUGCAACGUGUUGGAAUCAAACAUCCUGUUCUGACAGCUGCACAAUUAGAUAGUGGAAAGGCAAGGUUCGCAACAAAUGCGGCGCGUGCAGCUGGGCUGACCGUCGGAUGUCUCAUUGGAAUGUUCCCACUGCUUUUCUUCGAUGACGAUGACGAUAAAAAGAAGAAAGAAGCGAAUAAAAAUAAACUAGGAUAG
This is a messenger RNA of Caenorhabditis remanei, 270 nucleotides long. RefSeq lists its product as uncharacterized. The coding region runs from base 1 to 270 and encodes 89 amino acids. The record is from RefSeq and is a predicted model, not a curated record. Gene Ontology annotation, cellular component: mitochondrion. Lineage: Eukaryota; Metazoa; Nematoda; Chromadorea; Rhabditida; Rhabditidae. The transcript is spliced from 2 exons.